Molecule: messenger RNA, 427 nt
Organism: Symbiodinium sp. CCMP2456
Lineage: Eukaryota; Dinophyceae; Suessiales; Symbiodiniaceae
Source: the annotation of a GenBank genome assembly
GCAGUUCUAUUUCAAUUGGUUCCAGAAGCUCCAUCCGGACUCGGUGCCCGAGUCGCAGUGGCAGGACUUGGUUAUGUACCACGUCGAGCCGUACUUCGAAGGAAGGGAGCAUCAAAUCGAAAUUGUUCUUGAUGAGAGCCACGGCGAGCACACCUUGAUCGCCGACACCGGAGACCUGAUCAAGCACGAGGAGAUCCUGACCAUGUUCGUGACACCAGGCUCCUUCGAGGUGCCAAAGGAGUGGACCCAUGCGAUCACCAAGAAGCUCCAUGAGCUGGGCUACAAGAACCAGGCGAUCGACCUCGAGUUCAUCUUCACUAAGGAUGGACCGCAGCUGGUUGAGAUCAACAGCCGCUACAGCUACAUGGGCUAUUGGUCGUGGUACACGCAAGUGUCGCAGAAGUGCACGCUCAUGCACCAGCCCGAU